ACUUGGGAGUGGCCCCGGUGCCCCCGUGUCUCCUGGAACCUGGCCAGUUCGCCUUCCUCAGCCCUCCUCCAGAAACUUGGCACAAGGUUCUCAGGGCUGGGGACGAAGGAUGUGGACAGUCCCACUGCCAAGCAUCCGCCCCUGAGAGAAUAGUCUUGGGAAGGAGCCCUCAUGCUCCUACCUGGGGAGGUGGGCAGAUGGCGCUCCUGGGGGAGAGCUGCUCUAGACAGCAGUCACCCCGGGUCCACCAGCUGCCAUCUCUCUGCCCAUCCCAGAGACCCUCUCUCCUCCAGGUCUGUCUGCCUCCAGCCAGGGAAGCCAUGCCCGCCCCGUGGACCAUCUGCAGCCUGCUGCUGCUCAGUGUGCUCUGCAUGGACUUGGCCAUGGCGGGCUCCAGCUUUCUGAGCCCUGAACAUCAGAAACUGCAGAGAAAGGAACCUAAGAAGCCAUCAGGCAGACUGAAGCCCCGGGCCCUGGAAGGCCAGUUUGACCCGGAGGUGGGAAGUCAGACGGAAGGUGCAGAGGACGAGCUGGAAAUCCGGUUCAACGCCCCCUUUAACAUUGGGAUCAAGCUGUCAGGGGCUCAGUCCCUCCAGCACGGCCAGACGCUGGGGAAGUUUCUUCAGGACAUCCUUUGGGAAGAAGCUGAAGAAACCCUGGCUGAUGAGUGAGCGGCCCUGGGACCAACCACCUGUCCGUUCUCCCACCCUCAGAAGCUCUCACCUGGCUUCCGGGACACUUCCGAGACCACGUGCAGCUCUGAGGGGUACUAGCUUAGGAGGUGAAUAAAUGCUCAGAUGGA
Molecule: messenger RNA, 802 nt
Organism: Bubalus bubalis (water buffalo)
Lineage: Eukaryota; Metazoa; Chordata; Mammalia; Artiodactyla; Bovidae
Gene: GHRL
Product: ghrelin and obestatin prepropeptide
Exons: 4
Coding region: 198-671 (157 amino acids)
Biological process (GO): negative regulation of inflammatory response; regulation of response to food; gastric acid secretion
Cellular component (GO): extracellular region
Molecular function (GO): ghrelin receptor binding; growth hormone-releasing hormone activity
Source: RefSeq, a predicted model, not a curated record